Cephus cinctus (wheat stem sawfly) is the source of this 741-nucleotide messenger RNA. RefSeq names its product replication protein A 32 kDa subunit-like. The coding region runs from base 1 to 741 and encodes 246 amino acids. Gene Ontology annotation, biological process: DNA replication; nucleotide-excision repair; double-strand break repair via homologous recombination. NCBI's taxonomy places the organism in Eukaryota, Metazoa, Arthropoda, Insecta, Hymenoptera, Cephidae. Gene Ontology annotation, cellular component: DNA replication factor A complex; site of double-strand break; chromosome, telomeric region. The record is from RefSeq and is a predicted model, not a curated record. The transcript is spliced from 2 exons.
AUGUGGUCCAAUUUUGGGACAACAAUUCAAAGCAUGGGCGGUGGAUUUCUUGACAACAGUCAAGCAGGAGGACCAAGUGGGAAGACAGGGCCAAAAAGAGAACAAAAAAUUUUUCCUGUAAUGAUAUUUCAUCUUAGUAAUUUAAUAGAUGAUUUGCAAGUCUGGGGUCAUUCUGUUUCUAUAUUUACAUUUAUUGGAAUAGUACGUAAAAUUGAGCGUGUUUCAACGAAGAUAACUUAUCAUAUUGAAGACGAAACAGGUACAAUUAAAAUGCUGGCUCAUUUCUGGUUAGAAGCAGAUGAUGAAAAGACUGUACCAAAAAUUACUGAAAAUAAAUAUACACGUGUCUACGGAGUUCUUCGUAAUCAGGGAGAUCAGCAACACGUUCUGAUUUUACGAAUCUGGUCACUUCAAAGCAUGAAUGAACUCACAAGUCACCUUUUGGAAGUUACAUAUGUUAUGCUAAAGGCUAAGAAAAUUUAUGGAGAAAAGCAAAGCACAAAUCAAAAUGCAUUGGAAACAGAUGCCAAAUAUAUAAGUGGUAUGAUGACACCAGAACAACAAAUUAUUUUUGAAAUUAUUCAUGCUGAAAUUAAUUCUGAAAUUGGUAUUAUGAGAGAAACAAUUAAGCAGAGAGCACCUGUAAAUAUUAAGGCACAAGUUGAUAAUAUUUUUCAAUCCCUUGCCUCUGGAGGUCACAUAUAUACAACUUGUACGGAGCACCAAUUUAAAACAACCUGA